ACUAUUGAAGUGAGUCAGGACAGCACUUAUCCCCAAAUGCCAAGCACAGUACUAAUUUUCAAACUGAUACCCGCGCCUUCCUCAUCAGCCUCGUGACCAAACUACGGUUACUUACUCCCAGGUCUCCCCCCAUUUUCCCCCAUUUUGAAACUUGAAUUCUUCACAUUUCCCCAUACCCAUAACUUCCUUUCUUCUUUCCCUUUUCCCUCACCUCUAAUCAUCUCCAAUCUCCAUUUUCAUCCUCAAAAUACCCAUCAAAUUCAAUCAAAAACCCAGUAAAAAUGGGCUGUGUAUCAUCAACUCUACUCAAUCAAGACGAAGAUUUCCCCCAAAUCGGAACAACAUCUUUAAGCCAUCACAUUGUUUCUUUAACCUCCACUACUUAUGGCCUUCUUACUCUUGAUCCACCCCCUUCUUCUCCUUCUCCAAUGACCCCUCCAACUCCUCUUCCUCGCUUUACUCUUACUCCUAAAUCUCUCUCCCUUGACCAUCCUACUGAAGUCAUCAACUCAUGGGAAUUAAUGGCUGGUCUUGAUUCUACCCCUGAAUCUCAAAUUGAUGGAAGUUUUAGAUUCUCCCCUCAAUUACCCAUUUCAAAUUCUAAACCCUCUACCCCUAAAUUGUUCCCUUCAAAGGUUAAAGAGAAUUUAAACCCUAAUACCCGAACCCGGAUACCCUUGCAUCUGUUUUCAAACCCAGAUAACCCGAAUUACAAACUUGAACAGUUUGAGAAAGUUUCGGUACCAAAUGGGGAGAACAAGGUUGUGAUUUAUACAACUUCUUUAAGAGGUGUGAGAAAAACAUUUGAAGAUUGUAAUGCGGUUAGAUCUGUUUUUCAAGGUCUGGGUUUCGCUUUCUGUGAGAGGGAUAUUUCAAUGGAUAAAGGAUUAAGAGAAGAAUUAAAGGAAAUUUUAUCACCAUUAAAGAAGAAAAAUGAAGUAAUUAUGAUACCCCCUUGUGUAUUUAUCAAAGGAAGGUACAUUGGUGGAGCUGAAGAAGUUUUCAAAAUUCAUGAAGAAGGUGGUCUUAUUGAGCUUCUUCAAGGUCUUCCAAUGGCGGAAGCUGGUUCUGUGUGUGACGGUUGUGGCAAUGUCCGAUUCCUGCCUUGUUUUAGGUGUAAUGGUAGUUGUAAAUUGGUAAUGGUUGUUAAAGAAGUUGAUGAAGAAGAAGAUGAUGAUGAUGAUAAGGAGAAUAAUAUGAUGAAAGGAAGGAAUAGUUAUACAGGUAGAAAUGUUAGGAGGAAUGUUGUUAUGAGAUGCCCAGAUUGUAAUGAGAAUGGUUUGGUACUCUGUCCUAUUUGCAGUUGAAUUUAUGGAUUUGUAAGUUAAUCUCAAAUCAUCUCAUUAGAGUUUUUAAAUUAUAAUGGUAAUAUGAAUAUUUUAUACUAAACUUGUUGUAAUUGAUAAAUUACAUGUUCAAGUCUUAAUUUGUUUUUCAUUUGGUUUAAAAAGUGUAUAGUUGACUCUAAUUGACAUGUAUUUGCUCUGUUUUUGUUAAUAACUUUUUAAUUUUGU
Messenger RNA from Amaranthus tricolor (Joseph's coat), 1514 nucleotides. RefSeq lists its product as uncharacterized. NCBI's taxonomy places the organism in Eukaryota, Viridiplantae, Streptophyta, Magnoliopsida, Caryophyllales, Amaranthaceae. The transcript has a single exon. The record is from RefSeq and is a predicted model, not a curated record. Bases 282 to 1307 code for a protein of 341 amino acids.